This is a messenger RNA of Pyrenophora tritici-repentis Pt-1C-BFP, 591 nucleotides long. RefSeq lists its product as uncharacterized. Gene Ontology annotation, molecular function: nucleoside diphosphate kinase activity. Lineage: Eukaryota; Fungi; Ascomycota; Dothideomycetes; Pleosporales; Pleosporaceae. The record is from RefSeq and is a predicted model, not a curated record. Gene Ontology annotation, biological process: CTP biosynthetic process; GTP biosynthetic process; UTP biosynthetic process.
AUGUCGGCCACGUCCCCUGACUCUGCACCUCAAUUCCCCUCUGGCAUUCCCGAUCCACCAAUCUUCCAGAAACUAGGUCCAAAGGACAGAGCCCGUUUACGACAAAACAUUGAACACCAAUUCAUCGCCAACAUGACUACCGAGCAAACCUUCAUUGCUGUCAAGCCUGAUGGUGUUCAGCGUGGCCUGAUCGGCCCCAUCAUCACCCGCUUCGAGAACCGCGGCUUCAAGCUCGCAGCCAUCAAGAUGGUGACUCCCUCCAAGGAGCACCUCGAGAAGCACUACGCCGAUCUCUCCGACAAGCCCUUCUUCCCCGGUCUAAUUGCCUACAUGGGCUCCGGCCCCGUCUGCGCCAUGGUCUGGGAAGGUCGCGACGCCGUCAAGACCGGCCGCUCCAUUCUCGGUGCCACCAACCCCCUCGCCUCCGCGCCCGGCACCAUCCGUGGCGACUACGCCCUCGACGUUGGCCGCAACGUCUGCCACGGCUCCGACUCCGUCGAGAACGGCAAGAAGGAGAUUGCUCUCUGGUUCAAGGAGGGUGAAGUGCAGAGCUGGAAGAGCGCUCAGCACGACUGGGUUUACGAGAAGUAG